This is a messenger RNA of Rhinocladiella mackenziei CBS 650.93, 351 nucleotides long. RefSeq lists its product as uncharacterized. The record is from RefSeq and is a predicted model, not a curated record. Bases 1 to 351 code for a protein of 116 amino acids. Lineage: Eukaryota; Fungi; Ascomycota; Eurotiomycetes; Chaetothyriales; Herpotrichiellaceae. The transcript is spliced from 2 exons.
AUGAUCGAGGGGCUCUCGAGUCGGCAGAAUCUGCCCGUUAUCUUUCCAAGCUGGGACGACUUUGACCUAGAUGCCAUCGCCAUCGCUCCUCCUCCAUGGGCCUACAGCUUUUUCCAGGGCAAAACAGUUCCACAACCUAGUCGGAUGACGGCUUUGCGUUCAUGCAAGGUAGGCUUCGAGGUCAUCAAUAAUUACUCAUAUUGCCAGGAAAGAGUUAGUACUCGUGAACGUUCGCCUGUCAAAUGUCGUGCGUAUAUCUCUGGAGCACAAAACGUCCACCUCGCCCAGGAAGAUUUGUCUGGAGAAUUGCUUUUGCUGGGGGAUUCGAAUCCACCGAAUACGUGGGCGUGA